Messenger RNA from Biomphalaria glabrata, 919 nucleotides. Its product is annotated as probable 28S ribosomal protein S25, mitochondrial. The transcript is spliced from 6 exons. Gene Ontology annotation, molecular function: structural constituent of ribosome. Lineage: Eukaryota; Metazoa; Mollusca; Gastropoda; Planorbidae. The coding region runs from base 208 to 726 and encodes 172 amino acids. The record is from RefSeq and is a predicted model, not a curated record. Gene Ontology annotation, cellular component: mitochondrion.
UGUAAUUUUUUUUUAAUCCUAGCUAAACUUCUCCAUCACUGUGACUGUGACUGUCAUUGACUCAUUUUUCAAAUUUUGUCACACAGAAUCAGAAAGUUUUGAGUUAAAAUUGGAAGAAACUUGAAUUGAGAUUGACAUUUAGAAAGUAAAGAGUUGCCAAAUUUGAUGUUUUUAAUUGAAGACAACUAAACACAGUAAACAAAAAUCAUGCCUUUUAUGAAAGGUGCCGCUCCUAUACGGAGAACAUUAAAUUACUUAGAAAAUGGGAGGCUUGUUUUGAAAGACAGCGUUAAAAUGGUUGCGUUCAAUUUUAACUUGGAACACCCUCCUAGUGCAGGCACAGAGAAUUUUGUCUUUUGGCAUUUUGCUCAGAUGCAGUACAAGAAUCCUAAUGUGAAUAUGUAUGUUUUCAACAACAUGACUCCUUCUCCAUACAUUCAGUUCUUUUUCAGUGGUGGGAAAAAACUGGUACUAGAUGUUGAUAGCCAGGACAAAGAAACAAUAUUUAACCAAGUCAAAAAAAUAUUUUGCAAAACAGAUGAAACAUUACAUGCAGAAACUUUAGCCAAAGAAAAGAAAAAUAAUCCAGCUAAUUUUGGCUACAUGUGCACACACGAGUGCAUCUGUGAAAUUCCUGGCCAAGUUCCCUGUACCAAGUGGUGCAUACCUCCUAAAGAACUCAGAGGGAAAUUCAAAUUUUUAGGCAAGGACGUGGAACCCGAAUAACUGUGUUGUUGAAUUUUGUUUUUCUAGGGUAAUAGUUUGGAAAGAUGUGUACAUCUAAAAAUCAUUUUGUGAUGUGAAAUAUAUUUAUCAUUAGUUUUAGACAGUUGUUGAAUGCAACAUUAUUUGUUAUAAGUUAAUCAUUGUAAAGAAAAGCAGAAUUUUGUGCAUAAAUAAAUUUAAAAAUGAUAAAUUA